Acaulospora colombiana is the source of this 221-nucleotide messenger RNA. Lineage: Eukaryota; Fungi; Glomeromycota; Glomeromycetes; Diversisporales; Acaulosporaceae. The record is from the annotation of a GenBank genome assembly.
CUGGUACAGGCUCCGAAGCAGAUUUUGCACAAUAUAGCCUCGCUACUUUGGAACGGCUAGCGUUGGAUUGCGAGAACACGGCCAACGAAGUACAAAGAAGGGUUGGAAUGCUGGGGGCCUCGAAGCUGGAUUUCAAUUCCAAACCAAUGUUACUCAUGAUGCAAUUCUUGGGACGAUCGACUAUGGAGAAAUCGCGACGCAUACUUCUGCGUACCUCCUAG